This is a messenger RNA of Oncorhynchus gorbuscha (pink salmon), 1758 nucleotides long. RefSeq names its product dnaJ homolog subfamily B member 6-like. NCBI's taxonomy places the organism in Eukaryota, Metazoa, Chordata, Actinopteri, Salmoniformes, Salmonidae. The record is from RefSeq and is a predicted model, not a curated record. The coding region runs from base 394 to 1470 and encodes 358 amino acids. The transcript has 9 exons. Gene Ontology annotation, molecular function: Hsp70 protein binding.
ACAAUGCAACAGGCGUACAGGGAAGGGCGACUGACGUUCCAGAACACUGACAUGUUCUAGAUCUUCUCAGUCUCCCCUCUCUCCGCCCCAGCUGUUUGUGACGUGGUCACUGGGACGUAAGACAAGAAAAGAGCAAACUGUAGAAGUAAAGGGGAUUGCGGAGUUAUGGUGCCGGUAGCAAGGGCACCGAGAAAAACGGGCAACUCAUAACGUUAAAUAAAUAUAUAAUAGCCCUUUAGGUAUACCGAAUUACGUUAUUCCGUGGACCACCUGUCACGAACUGCAUUCCAGAAGCUCUCCACAAUAAUUCAUUUCCAUUUUAAGAAGAGACAGAGACGGAAAGCAUUCGCUGUUACUCCUAAACAAAGUUGCCGUGACGUCGGUGAAGAAGACAUGACGGAUUAUUAUGAUGUUCUGGGAGUGUCACGAAGCGCCUCUCCGGAGGACAUUAAAAAGGCGUACAGGAAGCAGGCUCUGCGAUGGCACCCGGACAAGAACCCAGACAACAAGGAGGAGGCGGAGAGGAAGUUUAAGGAGCUGGCUGAGGCCUAUGAAGUUCUGUCAGACCGAAGCAAAUCAAAGGCGUAUGAUACCCAUGGCAAAGACAGAAUGCCCAACAACACAGGCUCAAGUAGUCAUCCUGCUCCGGACGAUUUCCCAGGGUUCACCUUCACAUUCCGCAGUCCCGAGGAAGUGUUUCAGGAAUUCUUCAGAGGCCAGGAUCCUUUCGCCAAUUUCUUCGACGACGUUGCCUUUGGAAGAGGGAUGCACAGUGGCUUCCAUGGACAUCAUGGCUCUUCCAGGCUCGGCCCCAGUCGGUUCUCCUCCUUCCCCUCCACUGGAGUGCAUGACUUCACCUCUUUCUCGUCCUCCAUGGGUGGAAUGAAUGGGAUGGACCGUAUUGGAGGAAGGAUGGGGAAUUUCAAGUCUGUCUCCACUUCUACGCGCGUCAUCAAUGGCAAAAGCACCACCACCAAGAAGAUCAAAGAAAACGGUCAGGAGAGAACAGAGAUCGUGGAAGACGGGGUCUUGAAGACGGUGCUCAUCAAUGGUGUGGAGGAUGAGUUGGCUUUGUCUCGAGAGCUCAGCAAGACAGACCAACCGGCCCCUAGUCAACCCACAGCCAGGCAACACCUCCAGCAGCAGGCAGAGAGGAUGGUACCAGUGGAGCUCCGGACCCAACAACACCGACCCAGCCCCAUCUCCGGCCCCCGGUCUAUGGCCCAGCGCUCCUUCAGCUCAGCCUCCUACCCUGACGUCCCCAGUGAGGAGGAGAAGGAAGAUCUCCAGAUGGUCUAUAUGUCACCACACAGCAGCCCAUCUCCUCUGAUCCACAGGGAGCUACCAGAGGGGGUCCCAGAGCCUCCUACACACCUCCAGGAGCAGAGAGGCACUGUGGAUCCUGCUGCUAAAACCACCAGCAGCAGCAAUGUAAAAAUGACAAAUAAGUGUUGCUGUGUGGUGUGUUAAGUUUAUGAUGUGUGUGUGUGUUGAUUGUAUAGUGUGUGUGUUUGUGUGUGUGUGUGUAUGUGUGAGUGAGUGAGUGAGUGUGAUGCUCAGGGCAGAGGACAGACAGGAGACCACUGGUCUCAGUUCUACUCUGGUGUUAUGCUGACAAUCACCAUCAUAAAGUAUACUGUAUAUUAUAAACUGGUUUGUUUGACCCCUAAAUGCUGAUUGGCUGACAGCCGUGGUAUAUCAGACCGUAUACCAAAGGUAUGAAAAAACCUUUUUUAAAUUUUUACAAAUUACGUUGGU